AUGCCUUUUGUAUACAACCCAUACAAAAACCUCUGCACCGUUGGCCGUUUCCCAGCCAUUAAACUGCAGGAGGAUGGCUGCAGGAAAGCAGCAUGCUCUACACCGGUUUACACCAACCCUUGUGUUAACCCAUACGCAAACCCUUGUGUCAACCCUUGCUCUAAACCUUAUGUAAACCCUUGGGCUAGCCCUUGCAAUAUCCCUUAUGCUUACCCAUAUGUUAACCCUUGUGUUAACCCAUGCGUCAACCCCUGUGUUAACCCAUGUGUUAACCCUUGUGCUACUCCAUACCCUAAUCCUUGCGGUUUUGUCACUCCAUGCCGUGAUUAUGAGACAAAGGAAGUCGUCGUCAAGGAAUGCGUGGAGGAUUGUACAAGCAAGCGAGUCUGUGGGGUCGAGGAUGCUGUCCUCCGGGUGAGUAAAGUAGACCUUCUCAAAUGCAGGACCGGACAGAAUCGUCAGGAGCAUCACACACAUUGUUUCCUUGAUGAUCAUCUCAUCGUCCGCAGAGGACAGUGUUUCAAUAUGUGGGUUGAUCUGUGCCGUCCUUUCAAUCCCAGUUGUGACAAGCUUCACCUGGAGCUCAAACUAGGUCACAUCCCAUCCAUCCGGGACGGCACUUAUGUGAUCGUUCCAAUAGUGGAAGAAUUCAAGAAAGACUGCUGGGGGGCAAAGAUUGCGGAACGAGGACAAAACCGAAUCAAACUGUGUGUGCACUCUGUUCCGACUGCUUGCGUUGGACGAUACCAGCUCAGUGUCGUGACACACUGUCCAGGAGGCAGAUUCACUUUACCUUGUGUUCCUGAAAAUGAAAUUUACAUGUUGUUCAACCCCUGGUGUAAAGAUGACUGUGUGUAUCUGAGUGAUGAGGCGGAGAGAGCUGAGUAUGUGCUGAAUGACAUGGGCAGAAUCUAUUAUGGAACUAAGCAGCAGAUUGGCUGCAGAACAUGGAACUUUGGUCAAUUUGAGAAGGGAAUCUUGUCUGCAUGUAUUUAUGUGUUGGAGAAGAGCUGUAAACCUUGCUCAGGAUGGGGAAACCCCAUUAACAUUUCCAGAGUGGUGUCUGACAUGGUUAUUGCCAACAAAGACUGUGGUGUGCUGGUGGGUAACUGGUCAAACUGCUAUGGAGAUGGAACCGCUCCGACAUCCUGGUGCAGCAGCAGUGCCAUCCUGAAACAAUACCACAAAUGUGGAGGAAUACCGGUCAAAUAUGGACAGAGCUCGGCCUUUGCUGGAGUCACCAACACACUGUUGAGGUGUUUGGGAAUUCCUGCUCGUCCGGUCUCAAACUUCUGUUCUGCUCAUGACACUGAUGUGUCAAUGACAGUGGACAUUUAUCUUGAUGAGAACUAUGAUCUGAUCGAUAACCUGAACUGUGAUUCAGUCUGGAACUACCAUGUGUGGAAUGAGGCCUGGAUGACUCGGUCAGAUCUGCCAUCUGGUUUCGGAGGUUGGCAGGUGGUUGAUUCCACUCCUCAGGAAACCAGCCAGGGCUUCUUCCGCUGCGGCCCCACCUCUGUUGCUGCGAUCCGCUGUGGACAGACCUUCCUGAAGCAUGAUGUGCCCUUCCUUUUCGCUGAAGUGCUCAGAAAGACCUUCCUGAAGAAAGACCACACAUGCAUUGAGCUCAAGCCCUCUGAAUGCAGACCUCUGGAAUGGACCCUGAGUUAUGACGAGUAUAAGGAACACCUGGUGGAUCACGCCUCACUGAUGCUCAACAUCUUCGGACAUGUGGCUCAGACUAAGCAGGUUUUGGCCACACAGUACAGCUUCAGACUGCGCACACCAGAUCUUGUUAUCGCUCCUGUAUGUGACGCUGUCGUGGGUCAAGAAGUGCCAGUCAAAAUCACUUUCCAGAAUCCACUGCCUUGUGUCCUGAGGAACACUGCAUUCCGCUUUGUGGGACUUGGACUGCAGCAUGCCAGAGUUGUUAACUAUGGUGACAUUGCAGGGCAUGCCACAGUGUGCCUGACGGAGAAGUUUAUUCCCAAGUGUCACGGCCCACAUAAACUUCUGGCAUCAUUUGAUUGUCCUCAGCUCACUCAGGUGCAUGGAUUCGCCAACAUUGUUGUCAAACAGCAGUGUUAAACCAAACAAAUAACUAAAACAGAGGAGACAUCAUGGCUCCAUUGAAC
Molecule: messenger RNA, 2135 nt
Organism: Sinocyclocheilus rhinocerous
Lineage: Eukaryota; Metazoa; Chordata; Actinopteri; Cypriniformes; Cyprinidae
Product: protein-glutamine gamma-glutamyltransferase K-like
Exons: 11
Coding region: 1-2088 (695 amino acids)
Biological process (GO): peptide cross-linking
Molecular function (GO): protein-glutamine gamma-glutamyltransferase activity
Source: RefSeq, a predicted model, not a curated record